AUGACGAGACGAGACUGCCCCUUGGUCCCGCCUGCUGUGUCAUGUUACGUUGUGAGAGCUCGCAGCCGAUUGGUGGAGGAGGCCGCCUGCCAGCCAGGCUGUGCCGGGAGUGGCGAUUGGUCAACCGACGGGUAUGAAUACGAAUCAAGUCUCCGUGAAGAAGUUUGGCGAGCAAAGGCAGCUGCUGAUCGAUGGCACAGACAAGAGAAAAGCAGAAGGAAACGGGAGCAAAGUUCGAUCGAGAGCAACAAGACUGACAGCCAGAGCAACACAGUGAAGAAACAAAUCGGGAGCAACGACCAGGUCAAAGCCAAACAGGGCAAGAAGACUGAAGACACGAAGAUGGAAACCUUUUAUCCACUCGGGAAAAUGAACGAUUCCUACAACUUUAACUUCUUUGUGAAGGUGAUGUCCACGAAGGAGCAAGGCCUGUAUACCCUGAGCUUUCACAACUGCUGCAACGCAGCCCCGGGAAAGCAAGGUGCGGUGGUGUUCGAUAUGAAGAUUGAUAUAAGAGCGAGGAAUCCUAAGAAUUUCCUGUCAGGGGAAAUGCCGCUGCCUCUGUUGUACAUGGUCAUGUCUGGCUUCUUCUUCACUGCGGCUGUACACUGGGUUUACUUGCUCCUGAAGUACAGGUUCAGUGUCUUUAAAAUCCGCUGGCUGAUGGCUUCACUUGCGUUCACCAAGACUGUUUCCAUCCUGUUCCACGCUAUAAACUACCAUUUCAUUGCUGUUCGAGGGUAUGCCAUUGAAGGCUGGGCUGUGAUGUACUACAUCACUCAUCUGUUGAAAGGCGCUCUGCUCUUCAUCACUUUGGCUCUAAUCGGCAUUGGCUGGGCAUUCGUCAAGUACAUUCUGUCAGACAAGGACAAGAAGAUCUUCAUGAUAGUCAUUCCUCUCCAGGUAUUGGCGAAUACAGCUUAUAUAAUCAUCGAUUCAACAGAGGAAGGGACCAGUGAUUACGCCUUGUGGAAGGAAACCUUGUUUCUGGUGGACCUGAUCUGCUGUGGGGCCAUCCUGUUUCCUGUCGUGUGGUCGAUCAGACACUUGCAAGAGGCGUCCAGUACGGAUGGUAAAUCUGCUAUGAGCCUGGCCAAGCUGAAACUCUUCAGACAUUUUUAUGUUAUGAUUGUUUGUUACAUCUGCUUCACCAGGAUCAUCGCCAUUCUCCUCAAAUUCACCGUCCCAUUCGAGUGGCAAUGGCUGUACAGUCUGCUUGUAGAGGUGUCCACACUGGUGUUCUUUAUCUUAACCGGCUACAAGUUCCGACCGGCCUGCAAUAACCCUGACCUGCAGCUGCCACUAGACGAGGAAGAUACUGCAAUGGAUGAGGUAUUGACUGAGUCGGGUUUGCUGGAAAAUGUGACCAAAUUGAAGAAAACGAGCAAUGGGAGAGACAAACUGCGGGAUACCUCUUGAUUAAGCCACCGUAUUCUGUUUCUCUGUGUGUGAGUGAGUGUGUGUGAGUGUGAAUGAAGUAAAAACCUUUCCCAGAAUCCAGCCACUGCACCCCAAAGCUGUGGAACUCUCUCCCUCAGUCACUCCGCCUUGCGCCCCCCCCUCUCCAUUUUCAGCUCGCUCUUGAAGACCUUCC
Messenger RNA from Callorhinchus milii (elephant shark), 1594 nucleotides. RefSeq names its product protein GPR108-like. NCBI's taxonomy places the organism in Eukaryota, Metazoa, Chordata, Chondrichthyes, Chimaeriformes, Callorhinchidae. Gene Ontology annotation, cellular component: membrane; Golgi apparatus. Gene Ontology annotation, biological process: transport. The record is from RefSeq and is a predicted model, not a curated record.